Molecule: messenger RNA, 37565 nt
Organism: Pelobates cultripes (western spadefoot toad)
Lineage: Eukaryota; Metazoa; Chordata; Amphibia; Anura; Pelobatidae
Source: the annotation of a GenBank genome assembly
AUGGAGAUCAGCAACAGUUUCUUUUUUCCCCUUCACACCCGGAUAGCGAGUAUCAGCCCUGCCAGACCGAGAGGUACACAACCUGAGAGGGUUAUUGGGUCUGGACUCAAGAUUAAUGAGAUUUACAUUUUAUAAUCAUAGAAUAGUAUAGAUACAGAAUAUGUGAUGCUCGGCAAUGCAAACUUAGGCGGAAUUAUUUGAAUUAAGUGGAAAAUAAUAUUUUCUCGUAGUAUGACAGUUCUUUGGCAUUCAGAAUGCACUAAUUAUGUUGUGCACGUUACAUACAUUUGAGAGUUUAUUCGUUAUACCGAAUUGAGUAAAUUAUAGUUAAUUAAAUCAAAAUGACAAAUUUUGAGACCAGAAUUAAAAAACUCACCCCCCGCAGCUAUAUUCAUAGCUUGGCUAUUGUAAGACCACCAGGUGCUUGUUUGAUGUUGCAAACAAUAAAUGGCAAACUUUAGAAGCCAAGGCAAAGUGGAAUUUAAUCUGAAUAUUUUAGCACCAGAACCAUUACUGCCUAAUUUAGUGCUUCUGGUGCAUAGAGCCUGUCCCUGCACUUUCAGCAAUGCAAGCAAUGCCUCUCUGAGAAAAGACAGUGUGUACAUUGCUUCCUAAGGACACUUAUCAUAGCUGUUAUGCAGACAGUCACUAGACGCCAGAGGCGUAACUAGAAACCACAGGCCCCCCCCUCCCCAUACAUCUACCUCCUACCCAACACGUCCCUGACACACACACUCAUAUACACACACCCAGAUAUAUACACACGUACACUCACACACAUAGUGGGGGAGGCAAGCUAUGGGGGUGACAGUGGGGGAGGCUGGCUGUGUGGGUAACUGUGGGGAUGCAGGCUAUGGGAUAGGCAGGCUAUGGGGGUGACAGUAGGGGAGGCAGUGAUGGGUGGCUGUGUAUGGGGAUGACAAUGGUGGGAGGCAGGCUAUGGGGUUGAUACUGGGGGAGGGAGGCUGUAAGGAGGCUGUCACGAACCUCCCCACACUCACAUACCAUUUUUAGUGGACUGGCUCUCUGGCCAAAGCAUUGGCGUGGUUACCGGCAGCAAUGCUCUGGGAGCUCUCAAGCCUUCCAUUACAUGGUCUGCAGCUAACACCCAGCAAAGCUGCAGACCACAGGCUCUCUCCUCCAGGGCAGACUGCUGGAGGGGCUGCGCACCUGGUGGCACACCGGGCAUGCCGCUGGGCCCCCCUCCUGGUGUCUGGUCCUCACCGACAAAUCUGUCUGAUUAGAGCGCUACCUCAUUGCAUAUCUAUGCAGUAGAGGCGGCCCAGGGCGGCAAAACGCCGCCCCUGUUAAAGUGUCACCUGGGGCCAUUGCCCCAGUCCGUCCUAAGGACGGGCCAGCCCUGCUUUGAGCUGGUGCAUUUCUAUGAGGAGAUACUAAUGAGUGCAGCUCAACAAAUGCCACACGUGUUAUAUAGCACCACAACCCCUGAUUUAGAGUCAGUGUCUGAAAUGCAAUGUUUUUAAUCAAGACUACUGUGGGGCCUGCUGAUAAAAACCAGAUGACACAUUCCAUGUCACAUGAACUGGAAACAUUUAACCAGUUUUACAGUGCCUAAUCAGUGAUAAUAUGAAAUACAAUGUUUAUAUAUUACAGUGGGUAUUUUUGGAAGUAUAUACAUAUUUCUUCUUUCUCAUAUUCCAGACAAAUGUGUGCAUUGUUCUAGGGGAACGUAUAAAGGAAUGAUGUGGAAAUAAAAGAAAAACCAACACCUCCAUUCUCCAUUUUCCCUGUCGGCAGUUCUAACGAAACCAACAAAAUGCCGGUGUACAUUAGGAAAGGUCCCUUAGAAAUUCCUCCAGGUUCUGAAAAAGACUGGUCUGUUGACGAUGAGGAUGAUUAUUUUCUUAAAGACCCAGACAAAGCCCUUGAUUACUUACCACAGCCUUAUCGCAUGAUUGACAGAGAGUUGGAUCUGCUGAUUGACCAAGCCUGGGAAAUAAUCACAAUCAAUGAACAGAACCGAGAGGCAGAAAAACUCAAGACGAAAAUCCUCAUCCAUGAGCCAAAUGCCGAAAUUCAUGUAAUUAAUCACUUAGACUUAAGUGGAUCUGUCAUGGUUUGAUUUUGUUCCAGUUCCAUUUUUUUUGGAGUUUUUCUUUAACCCCUUAAGGACACAUGAUAUGUGUGACAUGUCACGAUUCCCUUUUAUUCCAGAAGUUUGGUCCUUAAGGGGUUAAACUGAGACUUUUAUUCACUUUGCAAUCAUUCUUCCAUUUGGAUAUAUUAGACUUUUAGAAUCACUGAUUUAACUUAUGGGUUCAUUUUGGAAAAGAAAUGAGUCAAACUCAGAUCACUAUAGUUCCACUAGAUAUGACAUGUAAUGUUAACAUUAGCCGUAAUAUUCAAUGUUCGCUUCAUUCAAACGCAGAAGGCUGCCAAAUCUUCAUGAAAUCACAUGAAACUAAAUUAAAAUUGUAUGUUUUAUUAUUUAAUCGGUUACUAUAGUCACCAAUAUUACUAUAGUUACUAUAUUAUUUAAUCGGUGACUAUAGUCACCAAAACAACUUUAGCUUAAUGAAGCCGUUUUUGUGUAUAAAUCAUGCCCUGCAGUCUCACUGCUCAAUUCCCUGCCAUUUAUAAGUUAAAGGGACACUGUAGGCACCCAGACCACUUCAGCUCAUCGAAGUGUUCUGGGUGCAAUGUUCCUUAACCCUGAGCAUGUAAUUAUUGCAGUUUUAUAAACUGCAAUAAUUACCUGCCAGGGUUAACUCCACCUCUAGUGGCUGUCUACCAGACAGCCACUAGAGGGACUUCCAGGCUCGAAGGUGACUUUUGAUCGCCUAAAUGAAGCAGGAUGUCAUCACACCCGUUAUUAACCCCUUCUUCACCAUGACAGAGGGGGAAUCCAUAGUGCCAGGAAAACAAGUUUGUUUUGUUAUGCAGCCCUAGCCACACCUCCUUGCAUGUGACUUACACAGCCUUACUAAACAUUUCCUGUAAAAUUAUCUAAUGUUUACACUUUAUUGCAAAUUCUGUUUAAUUACAUACAGGAGCAGGCAAUAAGAAAUUCUAAAUUAAAGUUAAAAUUACAGAGCAGGAGAUAAACACUGUUAAAGUAAAUUAUAUCAGAUUAAAAAUGAAACAAUUUUGUUUUCAUGCAGGUUAUGUCAUUCACAGCUAGGGGAGGUGUGACUAGGGCUAAAUGGAAACAAAAGUGAUUUAACUACUAAAUGGCAGAUAAUUAAGCAGUGAGACUUCAGAGGCAAAAACUGCUUCAUUCAGCUAAAGAUUUUAGUGACAAUAGUGUUCCUUUAACUAAUUACUGAAAUAAGUGGGAUAUGCUUUUGAUUAUGUUCAGAUUUUACUGAUCUAAGUUCAGAGUUACAUUAAACACCAAACCAAUUGGAAUUAUUGCAAAGUUUAUGAUGCAGAAACUACCGUGCACUCACUUGCAGCCCUAAGAAUUACUUAUAACUGCAGCAAAUUUUAAGAAUCAUAAAUAUCCCCCAGGGCUGUCAAUCAGGCUUCCCGAAUUCUAUAUUCUGGGAUCCCCAUAUUGGUUUUGUCUACAUUGCAUGUGCAAUGUGUGUGAUAGAAGAGAGCAGACACUCCUUGCUACCAACAGCCUGUAUCACAAACUUGUGUAUUGUAUUCUGUAGUCAUCAGUUAAAGAGAGAACUAUCACAUUCAAGAGUUAGUUGGGGAUUAUACGUUUUUUUUAAAAGUCUGUCCUGGUUUUUUUUUUUGGCUAUUAAUAUUUUAUCGCGGUAUAAUCAUGCAGUGUACAAAAACAACAAAGAGAUUGAAUUCCCACAUAAAAUGAAAAGUGAUAGGAGAGGUACACGAGGGAAACACCAUUCUAGAGAAAUAAGAAGUGUUUGAACAUCAGACAUUUUUAAAAGGACACUAUAGUCACCCAGACCACUUCGUCUCAUUGAAGUGACCAGGGUGCAAUGUCCUUAUCCCAUGUAGUCCUGCAGUGUAAAUCAUUGCAGUUUUUGAGAAACUGCAAUGAUAACUUUGCAGGAAUUAGACUGCCUCUAAUGGCUGUCAAUCAGACAGGCACUAGAGGCUCUUCCAGGAUGCUAACGGACUCUAGGUUCCCUAAAUCACAGUGAAAUCCCCAUAGGAAAGCAUUAAGGUGUGGCAAGGGCUUCAAAGUGAAUAACUGUCACAGUACCUUUUGUAGCCUAGAUUGUUGAACAGCCUGGGGAUGCUCAUAUGGUGGAGAGGGACACUUCUAAUGGGUCCCUCUCCUCUUCUCAGCGGUUCCAGAAUUGCUGGGGCAUUAACCUAAACAGUUAGUAGAACACUAAAGUGUUAGGAAUAGAAACAUGGUCCUUUAAAUAUAUAUUUUUUAAUGGCGAAAAAUAAGAGCUUGUGAGCUUCAGUCUAGGUCCUUUUUUAUUUCAGUUAUUCAUACAUUUUUGCUUGUAAUUACGUCUGGUUAUCAUAUACAUAUAUGCAUCAUAUAUUCUUAUUUUCAAUAGAUGACCAGAAGGGUUAACUGCAUUGCUUCUGGGAAAUCGGGAACAUAUAUAUUCGUUGGCCUGUCUGAAGGAGUAGCUGUUUACAGAGUAUCUGACUUGCACUGGAUUUGUGGAUGGGAAGAACCAAAAGUAGAGAUCUGUAGUCUCGAUGUUUGCCAUGUGAAAAAUGAAAUGUAUCUCAUCGCCGCUGUGGAUGACAUGGGUGAUUAAUUUAUCCAGUGAUACUAAAAGAAUGUUAAAUAACUUAAGAAAACUAUUUCUUUUUUCAGUUUGUUUUUAGUGUAUGGUUGUUCUUUAUGUCUUAGAGGUUUAUUUCAACAUUAUAAUUUUUUUGCUGCUCCAGGGAUUGGACGCCUUUUGAUUCUUGCAGAGGACAAGCUCAAUCUUUUGAAAAUCAUCAAUGUACCAGUGAGUAAUUCUCUGUUGUUGUGUGCUCUAUAAUCACAAUAUACUCACAGUAUAUUUAUACUUGUUUACUUCCACUGUUGUUAACCCUGCAGGAGGAUUUAAGCAAGCGCACUAACUGUAUACAUUUUGAGAUUGCUGAAGGAGGAGAAUAUGCUGGAGUUCUUCUGGAAGGUAAUUUUGUUAGUUUUAAGUGGCCUGAGAACAUUUAGGCCAAAAUAGCCAAUUUGUACAAUAACCAGCUGAGAGCUGUAGCUAUUUUGGCCUGAAAUUUUAAAUUCAUUACAAUUCUCUGUUUAUCAAAUAAACCAUAUUAAGUUAUGCUCUCUGCAUUAGAAAGCACUCUAUGUGAAUAUGUACAGGCAUACCCUGCUUUGCGUAUGCCCUCACUUUAUGUACUCUCGCGAGUACGGACAUACCUGCGACUGUACGUAAAGUGCCUCGUGAGUGCGGACAUUCCCACGCCUCUUCUGUCAGUGAGGGAAGAGGAAAUGGAAGGUUCUAUUCUCGCCCGGAGCAGCUCUGCAGUUUCAGGGCAGGCCUCUACCAACACACAAGGGUGACUCACUGACUAUGUUUUAAAGUCACAGGCACAUGUUUUUUUUUUUCUCUUGCUCAUUUAACUCUGCAAGAUAUAUGCCCGAAAAAAACCCAAAACAACAAUUUCUAGUUUACGACUGUAUCUAAAAAAGGGAGGGGUAGAUGUUAAGAUCUUGUCUUAAUAGAUAGGACUCAAGAGAAGAAACCAUGCAAAUUCUAGCAUUUUAAAAGACAACAAAUUGAUGUUUUAUUGAAAUAAAACUCUAUACAGUGUGAGUGUAUUAGAUUACUGUUACAAAUUUAAAAUCUAUGGAUUUAACCACUAUAAAGCUUACAUAGUGCCAAAAUCAAUACAUCUCCAUACGCAAACAUUUGUAACCCUCCUAAAAUGCCAGAAGACUUGCAGUACCUCACAUGUCUUCUCCACAAUGGCUUUCAUGAGAGAUCUGACCUAUUGAAGACAAAUCCCGUCAACAAUUGUUCUUCAUAAACCAUGCUUAACAACCUGGCAAACUAACAUUGUCAAUCCAUUGUUUAUAUCAGUUAUGCCUGUAAAUGACUAUUGCAAUGCAGUACAUACAUUAGGAAGUGAAAAAAGGUAUUGCUUCACUUUAAAUCCAUUUUCAUUUAACAUACAUGCUCUGGUCCCAUUGUGUACUUAAAAGUGGGGUUCCAUUAUCAGGUUUUACCAUUGUAUAUAAUUUGAGGCCAACCAGAAUAAUAAAGAUGCUGGCCACAAGAGGGCGAUAGUAAUCAGCAAAAUACAUUGGUCAUCACUGUGUAUCUAAGUGAACCAUACAAGUUAAAUUCUUAUAAAUUGAAAUGAAAAUACUAUUGUGGGGCUUAAAGGGUUAGUCUAAGUACUAUAAUCUCUUCACUCUACAUUAACGAUACUGAAAAGGAUAAUUAUGUUGGAAUGCUGACAUGAGACAGUCAGCAUAGUUAUAGAAUUCUGUCUUGCCAUAUUUGUCUUUUACUUUCAUUUUCCAUAGUUGUAUUGAUAACGACAUUCCAUGUCUUCUCUGUCAUUUUGCCUCUUACUAUCUGUCUAAAAACUGUAUACUCUUCUCUGCUGGUCUGCCAAACGUUUGCCCAAGCUUAUUUUUCAAGGAAUUCUUCCCAGCAUGUUUGGGUAUGCAGUAUUCCGUCAUCUUAUAAAAUGGGAAGUAAGGGUAAAGGGCAACUGCUCUCACUUCUUAUUUUAUAAGUUUAUUACAUUUAAUGAAACGUAAUGCUAUAUUUUUUCUGAAUGAUGUAUAUUGGAUUUAAAAAAAAAUAUUUAUUUUUAAAUGUCAUAUUUUUAUCUGGCUGAGCAGCCAUGUUGGGUCAGAUUCUACUAUUAUCGGACCAACUGCUGCUCAUCCUAACUUGCUUGCUGUUGUGAUUGCUCUGUGUGAGACUGCAGCACCAUUUUCAGGGAUUAGCCACAGAUAGUCCAUACCAGCAGAAUAUGGAGUUUGCCCUUGUUUCCUGCCACUGUUUACUAAGCCUGUAUGAAGGUUGAUCGUUGCUGACGUUAUAUAAAUCAUUGCCAUUAUUCCAUUGUACUGCAGCAGCAAUGCAUUGGUGCUGUUGCUUACCCUGCAUGGGUAAGAGUUUCUGCAGGGGUAUGAAUCACCGCUGCUGCUUCCUUUGCUUCUGUUGUCAUUCAGAUUGUUGCUAUUGCAGCAGUUGUGUAGUUACUGCAAGGCCUGAAAGGCUGCUUCAGCAGUAGUUGAACAGAUCAGGGCUACUCCUACAGAUGUAGUCAUAUGGAUAAGGGCUUCUACUGCUGCAGUGGUCAGGUGGAUCAGAGCACCUGCUGCUUCUGUAAAUAGAGAAAUAGAUCAUUGCCCUUGCUGCUGCAGUUGUUAUAUCCUGCAUUACAGAUUGUUUGCUGCUGCUUCUGUUACACAGAUCUUUGCUGUUGCUUUGUUUGUACUGCAGGGCCUUAUAUAUGGAUGGUCCUGCACAGCCUUUUACUGCCACUCAGACAAAGACUGUAUUCAGAUGGAUCACAGCUGCUGCUGUAGUUGUAAUGUAAUGGAAAAGAGUCACUACUACAGCUGUAGCUGAACAGACCAGGGCUGUUACUGCAGAUGUAGCUGAACAGACCAGGGCUGUUACUGCAGAUGUAGCUGAACAGACCAGGGCUGUUACGGCAGGCGUAGCUGAACAGACCAGAGCUGUUACUGCAGGUUUAGCUGAACAGACCAGGGCUAAACCUGCAGGUGUAGCUAAACAGUCCAGGGCUGUUACUGCAGGUGUAGCUGAACAGACCAGGGCUGUUACUGCAGAUGUAGCUGAACAGACCAGGGCUGUUACUGCAGAUGUAGCUGAACAGACCAGGGCUGUUACUGCAGAUGUAGCUGAACAGACCAGGGCUGUUACUGCAGGUGUAGCUGAACAGACCAGGGCUGUUACUGCAGGUGUAGCUGAACAGACCAGGGCUGUUACUGCAGGUGUAGCUGAACAGACCAGGGCUGUUACUGCAGGUGUAGCUGAACAGACCAGGGCUGUUACGGCAGGUGUAGCUGAACAGACCAGGGCUGUUACGGCAGGUGUAGCUGAACAGACCAGGGCUGUUACGGCAGGUGUAGCUGAACAGACCAGGGCUGUUACGGCAGGUGUAGCUGAACAGACCAGGGCUGUUACGGCAGGUGUAGCUGAACAGACCCGGGCUGUUACGGCAGGUGUAGCUGAACAGACCCGGGCUGUUACGGCAGGUGUAGCGGAACAGACCCGGGCUGUUACGGCAGGUGUAGCGGAACAGACCAGGGCUGUUACGGCAGGUGUAGCGGAACAGACCAGGGCUGUUGUGUAGCGAACAGACCAGGGCUGUAGCUGAACAGACCAGGGCUGUGUACGGCAGGUGUAGCUGAACAGACCAGGGCUGUUACGGCAGGUGUAGCUGAACAGACCAGGGCUGUUACGGCAGGUGUAGCUGAACAGGCCAGGGCUGAUGCGGCAGGUGUGGCUGAACAGGCCAGGGCUGAUACAGGUGUAGCUGAACAGACCAGGGCUGUUACGGCAGGUGUAGCUGAACAGACCCGGGCUGUUACGGCAGGUGUAGCUGAACAGACCCGGGCUGUUACGGCAGGUGUAGCGGAACAGACCCGGGCUGUUACGGCAGGUGUAGCGGAACAGACCCGGGCUGUUACGGCAGGUGUAGCGGAACAGACCCGGGCUGUUACGGCAGGUGUAGCGGAACAGACCCGGGCUGUUACGGCAGGUGUAGCGGAACAGACCAGGGCUGUUACGGCAGGUGUAGCGGAACAGACCAGGGCUGUUACGGCAGGUGUAGCGGAACAGACCAGGGCUGUUAGCGGACCAGGGCUGUAGCAGGUGUAGCUGAACAGACCAGGGCUGUUACGGCAGGUGUAGCUGAACAGACCAGGGCUGUUACGGCAGGUGUAGCUGAACAGACCAGGGCUGUUACGGCAGGUGUAGCUGAACAGACCAGGGCUGUUACGGCAGGUGUAGCUGAACAGACCAGGGCUGUUACGGCAGGUGUAGCUGAACAGACCAGGGCUGUUACGGCAGGUGUAGCGGAACAGACCAGGUAUAUGCAAGGGCUGUUACUGCAGUUGUAUUAAUAUAUGUCAGCGCUGUUACUGCAUCUCUAGUGAAUAUUACUACUGCCACUGUUGCUGUCUUUUCCUAUACUGCUGGUGCUACCAUUGUCUUGCAUAGCCUUUAUUACUGGUGAAGCACUGCUGCUGCCCUCGCAUGGAUCACAGCUGCUACUGCCAUUCAGGGGCAUUACGAGUCUCAAAUAAUACCCAAAGUAAAAUUCUUUGACCUCUCACAAAUUUUCCAAAAAUUCCAUACCAUAACCCGUUGGUUGGAAACCUUUGGCAUUGCAAAUGUUGUGGACUACAUCUUACAUCAUGCUUAAUGAUUGCAGCCAUAAUGUUGGCAAAGCAUCAGGGGAGAUGUAGUCCACAACAUCUGGAGUGGCAAAGGUUGAAUACCCUUGCCUUAACCUAUCUUUUGACUAUUUUAAGCAUGCCAUAAUUCCUAUUUGCUGUGCCUGAUUUUAAUGCAUGGUAUGCACCCCUUAAUCUAAAGUAUUCUCCACCAUCCUUUCAUUAUUCUACCAUUUUUUGUCCAUGUGCUUCUGGUCAAUCCCGUCUCCCCAUUCACUUAAAGGACCACUAUAGUGCCAGGAAAACAUACUCAUUUUCCUGCCACUAUAGUGCCCUGAGGGUGCCCCCACCCUCAGGGACCCCCUCCCACCCGGCUCUGGAAGGGGGAAAGGGGUUUAAACUUACCUUUUUCCAGCGCUGGGCGGAGAGCUCUCCUCUCCGCCUCCGAUCCGAUCCGCCCCGCAGGCUGAAUGCGCACGCGCGGCAAGAGCUGCACGCUCAUUCAGCCUGUCGCAUAGGAAAGCAUUUACAAUGCUUUCCUAUGGACGCUUGCGUGCUCUCACUGUGAAAAUCACAGUGAGAAGCACGCAAGCGGCUCUAGUGGCUGUCAAUGAGACAGCCACUAGAGGAUUAGGGGGAAGGCUUAACCCAUUCAUAAUUAUAGCAGUUUCUCUGAAACUGCUAUAAUUAUGAAAAAAUGGGUUAACCCUAGAAGGACCUGGCACCCAGACCACUUCAUUAAGCUGAAGUGGUCUGGGUGCCUAGAGUGGUCCUUUAACUUACCCUAUCCCUCUGACAUCUAGUCUCUGCCCUUAUUUAAUGCUCCCCAUUCCCCUAUGAUGCUGCUUCUCUUCUUAUUUAAAGGAUACUCUAAAUAGGUUUCUUAUUUUGCAUUGAAAGAGUUGUGACAUGGUGCGUGUGUGACAAUCAUUGUAAUAUACCAACACUGUUUAGCAAAGAAAUGCAUUGAAACCAAUUUUUCUGUAUGAGAAGCACUCAUUUCUGCUCAAGAUGAGUGAGGCAGAAAACUUUCUGGUUGUCUGCUUGACAGCUGAGAGUUGUAACUAAGGGGAUUUAUAAGAAUGCAAAUUUUUCAGAACAUGAUGACACUGAAUUCAGAUUUAGGACAUUGAAGCAUUGUGUCUACAUUACCUGAAUAAAUGGUAUAGCAUUCAGUGCUUCUUUUUGAGCGUAUUGGAUUGCUUGAAAGUUAUGAAGCUUGAUGACUUUGAGGUUGUUGGAUGGGCUGUGGUCAAGAGUCUAUCUCAGCACUGUAAUUUAAAGUGUAAUUUCUCUUUUCAUUAUUUUUUUUAAUUAAAGGGGAGGCCCUAAAUCUAAACAAAUACCCAGGCAUGGUGGACAUCAGUUUUUUUUUUUUCCCUCUCAGUGUAGUUUUCCAUGAAUUGCCCUUCAUCUGCUUUAACCACUUACCUGCUAACAGUUAUGUACAUUGUUGUUCACUUCUCUUGAAACAAUAAAAGCUAUGGCGAGAGCACAUAAAAUAGUGGAUAAAACCAAACCGUGAUAAAAUAUAUAACAAACAUGCAAUUUACCAUGUAUCUGUGUAUAUCUUAAAAAUAUAAAACACAAUACAUAGUAUAGCCUGUAUAAAACAAACAAAUAAAUAAUAGUGGAGGAGAAAAAAUACCACUCAUGUGGUGCUGUGCCGUUCACAAGUCUAUAAGCGCCUUUUUGAUAUACAGGGAGUGCAGAAUUAUUAGGCAAAUGAGUAUUUUGACCACAUCAUCCUCUUUAUGCAUGUUGUCUUACUCCAAGCUGUAUAGGCUCGAAAGCCUACUACCAAUUAAGCAUAUUAGGUGAUGUGCAUCUCUGUAAUGAGAAGGGGUGUGGUCUAAUGACAUCAACACCCUAUAUCAGGUGUGCAUAAUUAUUAGGCAACUUCCUUUCCUUUGGCAAAAUGGGUCAAAAGAAGGACUUGACAGGCUCAGAAAAGUCAAAAAUAGUGAGAUAUCUUGAAGAGGGAUGCAGCACUCUUAAAAUUGCAAAGCUUCUGAAGCGUGAUCAUCGAACAAUCAAGCGUUUCAUUCAAAAUAGUCCACAGGGUCGCAAGAAGCGUGUGGAAAAACCAAGGCCCAAAAUAACUGCCCAUGAACUGAGAAAAGUUAAGCGUGCAGCUGCCACGAUGCCACUUGCCACCAGUUUGGCUAUAUUUCAGAGCUGCAACAUCACUGGAGUGCCCAAAAGCACAAGGUGUGCAAUACUCAGAGACAUGGCCAAGGUAAGAAAGGCUGAAAGACGACCACCACUGAACAAGACACACAAGCUGAAGCGUCAAGACUGGGCCAAGAAAUAUCUCAAGACUGAUUUUUCUAGGGUUUUAUGGACUGAUGAAAUGAGAGUGAGUCUUGAUGGGCCAGAUGGAUGGGCCUGUGGCUGGAUUGGUAAAGGGCAGAGAGCUCCAGUCCGACUCAGACACCAGCAAGGUGGAGGUGGAGUACUGGUUUGGGCUGGUAUCAUCAAAGAUGAGCUUGUAGGGCCUUUUCGGGUUGAGGAUGGAGUCAAGCUCAACUCCCAGUCCUACUGCCAGUUCCUGGAAGACACCUUCUUCAAGCAGUGGUACAGGAAGAAGUCUGCAUCCUUCAAGAAACACAUGAUUUUCAUGCAGGACAAUACUCCAUCACACGCGUCCAAGUACUCCACAGCGUGGCUGGCAAGAAAGGGUAUAAAGAAGAAAAUCUAAUGACAUGGCCUCCUUGUUCACCUGAUCUGAACCCCAUUGAGAACCUGUGGUCCAUCAUCAAAUGUGAGAUUUACAAGGAGGGAAAACAGUACACCUCUGAACAGUGUCUGGGAGGCUGUGGUUGCUGCUGCACGCAAUGUUGAUGGUGAACAGAUCAAAACACUGACAGAAUCCAUGGAUGGCAGGCUUUUUGAGUGUCCUUGCAAAGAAAGGUGGCUAUAUUGGUCACUGAUUUGUUUUUGUUUUGUUUUUGAAUGUCAGAAAUGUAUAUUUGUGAAUAUUGAGAUGUUAUAUUGGUUUCACUGGUAAUAAUAAAUAAUUGAAAUGGGUAUAUAUUUGUUUUUUGUUAAGUUGCCUAAUAAUUAUACACAGUAAUAGUCACCUGCACACACAGAUAUCCCCCUAACAUAGCUAUAACUAAAAACAAACUAAAAAACUACUUCCAAAAAUAUUCAGCUUUGAUAUUAAUGAGUUUUUUGGGUUCAUUGAGAACAUGGUUGUUGUUCAAUAAUAAAAUUAAUCCUCAAAAAUACAACUUGCCUAAUAAUUCUGCACUCCCUGUAUUUUAGAUCAGAUGCUGGAGCCCAACUGGAAGUGUUCUGUCAGGUCACUUUUUUCCCUUAAUAGCCCAAAUAGACGCCAAAUGAAGGGGUAAAUACAGGAACAUAUAUCUUUAAUGGUGAAUAAAUAAUACAGCAUAUACUAAAUCUCCAUUAAAAUAGUCAAUUGCACUAACGCGUUUCGACGAAAAGUCUUUAUCAAAGUGCAUAACAAUACCACACACUUGUUGGUUUAAAUAUCUUUAAAAAAGGCGCGAUAUCUUCCUCCGUUGUAGGACUUCCGAUUUCUGGAUGUGUCAUUUCUGCCGGGAGCACUUACGGGUCAGCGGUCAAUGCCUAUCUACGUUAGAUGACAUACUUCCGGUUUCGGGUUUCUUCUUAGUAAAAGUUCAUAAUGCGCAUGUGCGCUCGAGAUUGUAAAUAAACUUCCUUAUUAGUCAUAUCUACAGAACCUUAAAUGUUAUACUUUUAAUACAAUAAAAGAGAAAAUGUAUCAUAUUAGGCUCAUCAAUGGCAAAAAAAUAGAGAUAAAAAACAAAAGAUACACAUAACAAAUACAAAGCACAGAACAUAUAUAAAGAAGAAAAAAAGAGAGGGGAAAAAAAUACGUUAAAUAUGAUUGGGUGGAUAACAAGAAAAUGAAAUAUCACAAUAUAUAUAAAUAUAAAAUACACAUAAAAUAUAUAUUAAAAUAUAUGGGAAAAAAAGGAAAAAUUAUCCUAAAAAAUACAAAAUAUUAUAGAAAAGAUCUUAUAAAAAAGAGUUAAUCUCAAAGUCCACAUUUAGACCAUCUGGAGUGAGGGUGUUGAGGUUGAACAUUUUGCAAUUGACUAUUUUAACGGAGAUUUCGUAUAUGCUUGGUGAUUUUGAGCUAUUAACUUCGAUAUUAGCCUUUUUUAUAUAUAUUAUUUGUUCACUUCUCUGACACCUCUCAUCACCUCUUUUUAAUUUCUUAUAAAAAUGUUAAGGUACUCUGUUAUCAGGAGCUGUGAUAUGACUAGACGUAAUGCUAUUAAGGUUAUUCACUAAAGUGAGAAUUCCCAGUGAAUUUCAAAUUUAAGUUCAAAAUAGCCGAACUUGAAAAAUUUUCUGUCACCUGUGCUCUCACUUCGGCUACAUCUGGCCUUAAAUUUAAAAUUCACUGUGAAUUCUCACUUUAGUAAAUACCGUUGUAGGUUUUACUCUAGGUGCCUUAAAAUUAUUUUGUCUGUUCUCAGUUGCUUAGAACUUUUUCUCAACACAGGCAACCAUGAAUGUUGGUUGGAAAUAUACAGAAUGCCCAAGGAUUCCUGGUUGAAAGAACUUGAAAGCUCCCAGAUAUUGCCACCAACUGAAGCGCCAUCAUCAACUCCUACCUUGCCAGUGAGUUACCAUAUGCCUUGUCAAAUGACAUGAGCACAGUCUAUAUUCUUUUUUUAUUAUUUAUGUAACCUGAUGUGUGUGACGCAUUAUAACAGUGCAUAUCUUCCUGAAUCACAAUAAUAAAAUAGUUAUGAAUCUGUUAACGUAUGUGGCUAUCUGACUGAAUUAAAGGGACACUUUAGGCACCCGGACCACUUCAGCUCAUUGAAGUGGUCUGGGUGCAGUGGCCCUGUCCCCUUAACCCUGCUAUUGUUGUUGUUAUUAUUGCAGUUAUUGAUAAACUGCAAUAAUUACCUUGCAUGGUUAAGACUGCCUUUAGUGACUGUCAAUCAGACAGCCACUAGAGACACUUCCUGCUUGAUAAGUGACUUUUGGUCGCCUAAAUGACUGGACGUCCUCACGAUAUGCAUGAGGACAUCCAGUGUCAGUCAAAUCCCCAUAGGAAAACAUUGCAGCAGUGCUUUCCGAUGCCGAGGGCCUAAUGCUUUUGCCGUGUUCGCUGUGCAUGUGCGUCAGGUGACGUCGAAAGGGGGUGGAGUGCCGGCCUGGCACCGAGGGAGAUCUGCACUAGAAUCGGGUACAAAAACCCUUGAUUAACCAUUAUUGACCUUACACUGCGAGUGGGUUGAAAGGGAGAUAUAGUGCUUGGAAUACAACUCAUACGUCUAUUAACCCUUACAAUGCAGAGGGGGAUGCGAGAGGAAGCUACAGUGCUAGGAAUACAACUUUGUAUUCCUAGCACUGUAGUAUCCUUUUAAAUGCUGAAUUAACCUGACAUUUGCAUCAUUUGGUUAAUAUUCCCAGUUUUUAUUGUAAGUGAAAUUCAGAUAUUUACUAAAUACAGUCCAGGGGUGAAAUUGGGGAUUUGCACUAAAUGUGCUGAAUUAGAGACUACUCAUGAAGUUAGAAAACUGACUUUUUGUUACUGUGGGGGCUAUGUCAAUCCCCGUACCUCAUGCUGCAGUUAAUUUAUUAUUUUAUGUUAUAAUAAUUAUGCUAGAUUUCUGUAACAAAUUGAGAUUACACCUUUUAGAACUUCUUCUCAUUUGCUUAUUCUCUCUUCAUUUUGUAUUAAAGUUCACACCACCGACUCUUACAUUGAAGAUUAAACCUCCUAAACCACUCACAGGUAAUUAGAGAAUUGGUGUGAAAAUUUAUUCAGUAAAACGUGAUUUCAUAUGAUUUAAUUAAAUUCUUUAAUAUUUCAAUGACCAGAUAUAUUAUAUAAUAAUAUUCUAUAUUGCCGUCUAUCUUUCUGUCAAUCCACAUAUCCAUCUGUAAUAUGUUUUUGUGUUUUUUCAUCUGUUGUAUAGUAUAAAAAGGAAAUGUUCAUUAGUCACUGGUUUGUAUCUGUCUCUGAUCAUACAUGUAUUGAUUAAAGGGACACUAAAGGCACCCAGACCACUUCAGCUCAUUAAUGUGGUCUGGGUGCAGUGUCCCUGUCCGUUUAACCAUGCAAUUGUAAUUAUUUCAGUUAUUGAUCAACUGAAAUACUUACAUUGCAGGGUUAACUCCACCUCUAGUGACUGUCUACAAGAGGCGCUUCUGGGUCGCCUUUUGGCCGCCUAACUGAUGCUGGACAUCCUUAUGCUAUGCAUGAGGAUAUGCAGCAUCAGCUAAAACCCCCUAUUGGAAAGCAUUAAUACAAUUUUUUUAAAUUUAUUUAUUUAUUUAUUUUUUUACAAUAAAUUCAAUACUGUCCUACGGGGUUGUCCUAAUGCGAUUGUGGUGCUGGCCUCACAUGCACAUUAUGUACCCGGCGUCAACCACAUUAGGGGGGGUCAUUUAGGUUACUAUAGUGCUAGGAAUACAAUUUUAUAUUCCUAGCCUAUAGUUUCCCUUUAACUAUCAUACAUAAGCAAGUUGCCUGUUGAGAUCUGUUACUUGAUCACAUGGUGACCUGAACAUGCAGGAACUGAAGAGGGCUACUGGGCAAGGUCCUGCAAGGUAAAGAAUGUAAGGAUUACUCUAAUAGUUAUGAUUAAGGAGUGCGCUACACCACUCAUUUAAGCCCAUUUAGAGUUUAGUGUUUAGAGGAAAACACUUCAAGCACUAUAACCACAACCUCAGAGCAGACCAAAUAUUUAUAGAAUGAUUUAACUUCUCAUCUGGUUCUGCCAGGAACUGCUCCCCACCACUUGUACAGUAAAAUGUCUGAAUUGCCGAAUUUCGGAAUUAUCUAACCGAAUUACCGAAGUGCUGUAUUUCGGAAGUGCCGAAGUGCUUCGGAUUUCUGAAAAGUGACAAACAGGAGAGGGAGGGAAUGAUGACAGGAAUCUAACCCUACCCCUACUAGGGGUAGGGCUAGGGUUAGUGGUAGAGUUAGGGGUAGGGUUUGGGUUAGUGGUAGGUUUAGGAGUUAGUGGUAGGGUUAGGGUGAGCGUUGAGAGUAGGGUUAAUGGUAGGGUUAGGGAUAGGGUUAGUAGUAAGGUUAGGGGUAGGGUUAGGAGUAGGGGUUAGGAUUAGGGAAUUGGCGAUGUGCUGAAUUGCCGAAGUCAUGAAUUUUGGAAGUGCCAAACCGAAACAAAUUUUUUGUUUCAGCCUUCAGAGAGUCAUGAGCUCUGUGUCUGAGCUAAGCCCAGAAAUGCAGGGUUUAGCACUUUGGCUGAGAAUGGCCAGCAUUGCUGGGCUUAGCUCAGGAUAGGUAAUGGAAGCUGCUAAGCAGGAACUUCUGGCUCAUCUGGCUGCUGAGAGGAGGUUAGAUUUCAAACCAUGUAUGUGUACUGUAGCAGGGGUAGUCAACCUUUUAAUACCUACCGCCCACUUCUGUAUCUUUAUUUAUGGUAACAUUUCCUUACUACCCACCAGUGCCCCAGUAACUAAAUUUAUAGUCAAAGUGCCAUUUACAUUUUUUUUUUUAAAUAUGUACUUAAAUUUAUCUAUUUUUUUUUCCCCUUUUUUUCUUUUAUUCCACUUUUUUUCUUUGUGUGUCUGUGAGGUGCUGUGUGUGUGUGUUUGUGUGUAAAGGGUGUACUGUGUGUGAGAGAGGCAGUGUGUGUGACGGGUGCUGUAUGUGUGCAGUGUGGGGGGCCGUGUGAGUGUGAGGGGGCAGUCUGUGUGUGUGUGUGUGUGUGUGUGAAGGAAGUCUGUGUGUGUAUUCGGGGUAAAUAAAAACAGCUGGCAAAAGCUGCAUUUCUCUUGUCUGCAACCUUUGCAAUCCCUCCACUUCUAACCGCACCCAGAUUUUCUGUGGCUGUCCAAUCAGACAUUCCAAUACAGUUCAGUGAGGAAUCUAUGCAAGGCAGGUGCUCUGGGCAAUUUCUGCCUCCUGAGUUUAGCUGCUCUGGGCUAAGCAACCUAGCAGUACCAGGACCAGUUGUCUGAUUGAAAGCCGGGGGGGUUGUAGCAGUGUUAAUUUAUAAAAAUGCCAAUUUCUAUUGAAAUCUGUGCUUUUUGAAAAAGGAAAAAAGAGGUCAGACUCUUCACACAGAAAGCUUUUCAGCAAGCUAAAGUAAUUUUUGUGACUGGAGUUAUCCAAUAACUUUAAUUUCUGAGUGUAAUUUUCUAGUGUGAUCCUACUUCACCCAUUAGCAUGGGUUCAUGUUCCUGAGAGAAUAUGUGACUGAUCUAAAGACGGAACCAAUAGGAGCUUCACACCAACCAAAUGCCACAUUGUCAAGACCACUGUAGUAACACACGUCUUAAUACAUCACACUGUGAGGUAGAUUCAUUUUCCACCAAUAGUGCAAGCUUUCUGAGAUUUUCUCAUGAAUUAAACCAUUUGGAAAGUAUUCUCCUAAGACAGCACAGCACAUUAAUAAUUCAGGCUAGCCUAUUCUAAUAGAUGUUGAAAUAUAUUUGCUGAUAAACUCAUAUGGAACUUAAUGAGGUUGUCAUGGUGAUUAAAUGGGGUCUAAGAGGACUUAAUGGCUUAUAAAUAAAGUGAGUAAACAUGGUGUCAGCCUAUAGUAUGCUUUAUUAACAGACUGUGUCUUAUUUCUGCGUAUGAACCUGGUGAGAAAACUGCAUUGUGAAUAGAAUAGAACAUUAAUGCACAUUGGGGAAUGUGUUCUCAGAACAUUUGUCACACUGUAGUGAAGGAACACAUACACAGUUAUAUUAUGUUGUCUUUUAAUUACGCCUCUCAAUAUAUUAACUCCUAUUUUUGCAUAUGCAGUUGUUUAAUGUCUGAUUCUUUUUGUGUAGUGUGUAAAUAAACCAACGAUUAGUAAUCUAAAUGAAUCUUGUAAUUAGACCUUGUAUCUGCUUUAAAAUGCAUAGUGCUCUGAACAAGAACGGUUACAAUUUGUCAGUCUAUUUAACGCUUCCAAAUCUUUCUAAUCCAUUCAUCUUUGUGUUCUUAUUUGAGAGUAAGGAUCUUUUUUUGCUACACAUCAAUUUCAAUAUUUACUGCGUUUAAAAACACCAUUCUAGACACAACCAUUUGUGGUCUUUCUGGUAAGAAUUCUUUCCAGUGUCCUGUGACCUUUCAUAUUAACAAGGUAUCUCUGCAAGACAAGCAGGAUGUUUUUGUAAUUUACACUGAUUUAUAGUAACAGACUGUACAGGCUGACACUCCUUUUGCCCUUUACACUCAUUUCACUAAUUGGAUCCAUUUUAAUCACUAAGACAACUCAUUAAGUCGAAUUUGGGAUUCUCAGCAAUUAUAAUAAAAACUGGGAAUUAAAGUAUAAUAUUGGCUUGAUAAUUGUUGCACCAUUUAUUAUCUCAAUUAUCAUUAUAGCACCAGCUACAUUGAAAUAUACAAUUUUGUAAUGACACGGGGUACUGCAGUGAACCCAUACUCAAGGUUUAAAUGUGAUUUAGGGUUAAGGGAGACUUUGCGCUUUGGAAACUGAGUGUUAAGGGAAGUGGUUAUGGAAACGGAGAGUUAUGGGGUGCAUGAUAUUUGCAAACAGUACCCUCUCAUCGUGCAAGUGACAGUUGUGUUGGCAAAACACCUUGUUAAUGAGAGAAUUAAAAUUACAGUGCAAAAGUGAUUAUCGAACUUGAUGAGCUACCACAGCAAAAUACAGCCUUACCGUAGAUUUCAUUUCUAUCAACUAAUAUAAUUAAGAGGGCAUGUUAAAAAAUAUCAUAUACAAUGAGGUAAAUUCCAUUGCCGUCAAUAAUGCAACUUUGGAAAAAAAGGGAAUUGGGGACACAAUCGGAACAUGCAUUUCUUAGCAAUAGUGCUACCGUAUAGACCAAAAUGUAUACAAAAUACAGAUUAAGAAACAGCACACACACACAAAUAGCGGUUAAAAUUUCACAAGGCUACUUAAAAUCACCUGUUUCUGCAAACAAAUAUGGGGAUUCAGUUCCACCAUAUGGCCCUAUAGUGGAACUGAAUCCCCAUAUUGUUUUGCUGAGAAAUGUGAUUUUAAAGUAGCCUUGUAAAAUUUAAACCUGUAUUUUUGUGUGUGUGUGUGUGUUGUUCCUUAAUGAAUAAUGUGACUUUAUUGAUGACUUUCCAAUGAAUGAAAACCUAUGUGUUUAUGUAAACACAACCUUGCGGAGGCUUGUUUCUGAGGAUUUCUCCUAAGUAAUAGCACAUUAAUAAUUCAGGCUAGCUCAUAGACCCUAUCCUCAGAGAUUGUGAAAUAUAUUUGCUAAUAUUCCCAAAUUCCACUUAAUAAGUUGUCUUAAUGAUUAAAUGGUAUCCAGUUAAUAAAGAGAGCGCAAUAAGUAAAAUGAGUGUCAGUCUAUAUAGCCUGCUACAAUAAACCAGUUUAUAUUUCCAAAACAUCCCGCCUAUCUGGCCAAGAUACAUUGUUAAUAAGAGAUGUCACAGGACACUGGACAGAAUUUUUACCAGAAAGACCACAAAUGGUUGUGUGCAGAAUGAUGUCUUUAAACGCAGUAAAUAUUGAAAUUGAUGUAUAGCAACAAAAGACCCUUCCUUUUAAAUAAGAACACACAGAUGAGAGGAUUAGAGAUUGGGAAGGGUUAUACAGACAGACAAAUUAAAAAUUCUACUGAAAAACGGUUAUUGUUCAGAGCACUAGGCAACAUUUGCACUGAAUCAUAACUUCGGUUUCAAACAGAGGGAUAUUGUUAGGCACACCAGGUAGAAAGGUCGGUUUCCUAACUGCAGGAGUAGAAAAGUCAUAUUACCAGACCUAAAAAAAAAAAUCACACACAACCUAAAAGGUGGAAAUAUCAUAAUCCAAGACUGGCUUAGGUUAGGAUGCCACAAGAAAGAAUGAUUGUAAUACAUCAAAGUCAAUAUGGACAACAAAGGAUGGUCAAAAAACAAGCAGUGCCGGGUAUACACAGAGGUCAACAUUAAGUAGUACCUCAGAACACAGUAGCACAACACACUCUGUGGAAAGGAACAAUAUUUUGGCACUGAAAUAUGUAAGUGCUGACAAUUUAUAGCCCUUCCCCCAGGUAUAUGCAAUGUGUUUUUGUAAAACACCUGGGAAUACCGAUAGCAGCUAUCACAUAUUGAUAAUCGGAAUGAUUCAGAAACACAUACAUUUUUGCUCUUCUAUCCCACAUUCACAAGGGAAUAAGUCAUUCAAAUUAGGGCGAGUUUUGUGGCCCUGCGAAGGAGUAUCAUUUUUAUAUUAGCAUUCAUAUCUAGAGCUCCAGAAACACACAUCCUUCCACCCCUAAAAUCGACUCCCCCGUACAGGUUGGCUGUUUCUGCCUAGAUUUUAUUUUCCUAUUCACUAGAUUUUUUUUGUUCAGUAAAUAGCCCCAGGCAUUUAUAUAUUUGUGUACGUAAUUUUGGCUGCCAGUGGAUUACUAUUUCAGCCCUAACGUAAUUAUAUUUUGGAUGUUAUCAAUAGGUAGCUCUUUCAGAAGUCUCCAGGAGGCUUUACAGAAAAGUGAGGAUUGCAGUAUGUUUGGAACUGGCCAAAACCACAUCAUCAGUGCUCAGCAAUGGGAUCAACAAAAAGCAAUAUUCAUGGACGUGUUUCAGAAGUACGUCGAUUUGGAGAGUCAUAUUAUAACAGAUGGGCAAUGGUCAAGGUAAGAGUGCUGGAUUGAGGCUGGGAGACAGAGAACACACUGUUCAGUUCAAACUCAUACAGUAGCUGUAUGUACUAUCCUUGGAUAAUCCUAUGAAAGCUUUUCAAGAUUAGAAAAGACAAAAACAGGAUUUACAGUCACUAGAAACCUUGACGUGCUGCAAAAUGAUACAUUGCUGUAUAUAGAAGGAAGUACACACUGUGUGCAAUGCAGCCAUUUAUUGGCACAUGAUUUUGUUUCUCUGUACAUCCAACUAUUAGAUUUAAAGUAGAGUCAUAUUUGGUGCAUGUUAACAGUCAGUUUAAUUAUCAAGUUACUGCUAUAGUGUUUACAUACAGAGUUAUUCACCAAAGAGAGAAUUAUCACAUAUUCAAAGUGAAUUUCAAUUUUAAUGCCAAAAUAUCCAAAGUGAAAGCAUGGCUUCCAGUUCAGCAAUUUUGCCUUAAAUUUAAAAUUCACUUUGAAAUUCCCACUUUGAUGAAUAACCCUAUAAACUAUCAGCAUCGAUCCACUUGUUCAAAAUGAUAUGUCUUGCAGUAGUUUCUCUAUGGCUACAUUGCAAAGGGUAACUAUUAAGAAGGGCUAGACGGUCCUAAAUUUGUGCCAAAAUCUUGCUUUCAUUUCAUUCUUUAAUUUUUUUUUUCUCUUUUAAUGGAACCCCAAAUUAUUGUUGUGUUAACAGAGCUUCACAAUUCCAUAAGACAAUAAUCUGUCUUUCAGCUACAAGGAAUGUGUUUCAAAUUAGUUUUUGUGACCUGUGAAACUUUGAUAUGGUAAAUUACAAUUUCACUUACAUUAAUAUUUGACAGUAGGAAAUGAAAUAACCUAAAAUGUCACUAGCUCUGCCCCUGUCCUACACUUCCAGCCUCACCCCCUAAAAUAAAGGUGUCCCUCUUUAGUCAUUUGAAAUUCUGAGAUGCAUGCUAAUGGUAUUUCAGUAAAUAAUAUGUUUGAAUUUGAGCCUACCUAAGCUGUCACUUUAUGGACUCCAUUUCCCAUCAGCCUUUGAUAUGAUAUGAUUGACAGGAUGUGAGAGUCGCAGUAUAGUAUUUUUAAAAAAAUGAUUUAAUGGAAUACUUGGUGUUCUCAUUUGUAUUAGUAUCAAUUUGUUAAAUCUACAUGUUUCUUUAUUUCCUUCAUGAUUCAGUUUUGUUCAACAUUUGUCAUCAGAUUAUUGUUUUAUCUCGUUUACUGUACAGGCAUGUAUCAUUUCAUUUCGUCCAGUCCAAUAAAAUAUUACUCGGAGAGUUAGACAGGAUCCCGGGAGGUAUGAGCAUGUAAUUGGUGGUGUUAAUGUUUUAUUUUCUGGUUUUGUCUAAGUGUAAUGCUAUAUUGUAUGCCCUUACCAAAGUCCUGUCAAAUUAAAUGCCAGGGAUGGCUACACGUUGCAGUUUAUGAAAUCAACUUUGUGAGCUCAGCCAGUGCAAAGGAACAUUUCAACCACCAUACCAACUUAUCUUUAUUGCAUAGGUCAAUGGUGAAAAGAGGUCUCCUGUUACCUGCACUAUUUCUUAUAACUGCAGACAUUUUAAAAAUAUUGCAUUUCCCCUCAAUCUCUGCCUCCCUUGGAAAACUCAUCAGCUCCUUUAGAUUCCAUUAUCAUUUACAUGCAGAUGACACGCAAAUCUACCUGUCCUCUCCUGAUCUCUCUCUGCCCAUUUGACUUGUGUCUCUGACUGCCUCUCCGCGAUUUCCAACUGGAUGGCUGCUCACUUCCAUAAAUUCAACCUGUCCAAAACAGAACUUCUGGUCUUUCCUCCCUCAAGUGUUGCUACUCCCGUGUCUGUCUCCUUCCAAGUCAACGGCGCCACCAUCACCUCUACCUCGCAGGCUCGCUGCCUAUGUGCUCUCUUUGACUCAGACCUCUCCUUCACCCCUCAUGUCCAGUCGAUCGCCAAAUCCUGUCGCUUCCAUCUCAAAACAUAGCUCGCAUCUGCCCCUAUUAACACCAGACACGACUAAGGUGCUGGUCCGCGCUGUUGUUCUUUCUCGCCUUGACUACUGCAAUCCCCUUCUUAGUGGUCUUACGUGUUCCCAGAUUGCACUGCUGCAAUCUAUAAUGAAUGCAGCGUUGAGGCUCAUUUUCCUGUCCACCCGCACCUCCCACGCCUCCUUAUUCUGUUAUAUUUCACAUGACAUUUUCUCAGUGUUGCAUGUUUUAAAAGAGUGGUGUAGGUACAUGAUAUCAAGGGUACACAUUUACAUUGUUCUCCACUAGAUGGUGUUAUUGUAAAAUCUAGAUAAAUGUACAAUUGCUAAUUUCAGUGACUGCAUAUUCUCUUUUCCUUUUCUUAGUGAUGCCUAAUGCCGUGAGUGUGCACUGGAAUGAUUGCCAUAAUCUCUAUUUCUACCUCCUCGGAGCACCUUCUAAGGAUAAGUCAGGUAAUAGAUCUAAUCGAACCACAGGAAUAGAUCAAUUUAGAGUCUACACAUCAUUGCUACUUUUUGGGGGACCAUUAAUGAAUUCUGCAGACAGGCAGGGUUUAGCAUACAUUUGAAAUCAAUUAAUUAAUCAAUGCAGUUCAUUUAAUUAUUCUAGAUGUAAUUAAUGAAUUGAUUUGUUAUUGGGUGCAUAUUCACUAUACUUUCUAUCCCUGCUUCACAUUAAAAAAGGAAUUUACAAGUUUACCAAAAUUAAGUAUUGUCUUUGCUUUACUCACCUGUUUACAGAGGAGGCAGUAUGCAUUUGAGGUCUCUUUUAUGGGAUUGGUAGUUUUGUAACUCAUUUCUAAUCAAAUAGAACAAAGCAAAAUCCACACUAACCAAAGCUACAGACUAUAGAUAUAUAUUAACAAUAAAAACAAUCUUAUGUCUCUAAAUGCCAGAACAAAAGGGUCUUAGUAAAUUGUUGGAAAUCUAGGAAUCCCUAAUAUAAUUUAUCAUAAUAAUGGUUCCCUAAACUUAAAAAAAGAUCUUUCCGUUAUAGACUUCAUGGGUAUCAAUAUUGAAGUUGUGUAUAUGUUGAUCCAGUAACGACUAGUAGAUGCAGCAUUUUCAACAAAUAAAUAAAAUGACCUUGUUUUUUGCUUUAUUUUUCUUAAAGCACCACUAUAGGCACCCAGACCACUUCAGCUUAAUGAAGUGGUCCGGGUGCCAGGUCCAGCUAGGGUUAACCCAUUCUUUUAUAAACAUAGCAGUUUCAGAGAAUGAAUGGGUUAAGCCUUCCCCCAAAGCUUCUAGCGGCUGUCUCAUUGACAGCCGCUAGAGGCGCUUGCGUGAUUCUCACUGUAAAAAAUCACAGUGAGAGCACGCAAGCGUCCAUAGGAAAGCAUUGAUAAUGCUUUCCUAUGCGACCGGCUGAAUUCGCGCGCAGCUUCUGCCGCUCGUGCGCAUUCAGCCGACGGGGAGGAGAGGAGGAGGAUCGGAGGCAGAGAGCUCCCCGCCCAGCGCUGGAAAAAGGUAAGUUUUUACCCCUUUCCCCCUUCCAGAGCCGGGCGGUAGGGGGACACUGAGGGUGGGGGCACCCUCAGGGCACUAUAGUGCCAGGAAAACAAGUAUGUUUUCCUGGCACUAUAGUGGUCCUUUAAUGAACGUUUAAAGUAUCCUCAUUUGCAGUCGACAUAUGCUAGUAGUUCUUAACUUGAGAAUCAGAACCCACAAUCGUGUUCAUUCAUGUGGCCCCAGGACACUGCUUUAAUUAGUUGUUUAAUCUAGCAGCAAUGCUUUUUCUAGUGCUUUGGGUAACCUUUCAGACACUGGGAAGAGUCUAAUGGUGGACCACUUUUUCAGGAUUUAUUUUGUUAUAUAUUAUAUUUCCGUGGAAGAAUAGGUCACUGAGAACAUCUUAACAUUGAAGAAUGGAUCUAAACGCUAAUGCCAUGAACAUAAUUUGUGUUCCUCUCCUGAAAGGUUGGGAACAAAUGAUGUAUGCACUGUAUGAAGUCACAUUCUAUUUAUCCAAGAUCAGUGAAAGAUCUGAUCAUGUAGUGUGUUUAUUUCGUUAACAAAUGUUUUACAAAGAAAGAUACAUUUAAGAUUUCUCUCAUUUUAAAGUAUUUCUUGGGGGAGUACAUACAAAUACAAUGUUAUACAUAUAAUAGGAGACUUAUAGGAAUUAAUUAUGAAUACACUGAUUUGUAUAAUGUAGACAUGUACAACACAAUCAUAGAUUAACAGCGAGUACAGUUGCUUUUUGACUGAAGGUAGAUGGAUGCAGAUGUUUUUAGGGACUUCAGACUGGUGGCAAAUAUGAUAUUUUCUGCAAAGUUAUUCCAUGUAUGUGGCGUUCAAUAGAAAGCUGCUUGACUGACCUCUUUUUUGACCAUAGGGGAUGGGAGCAGCAGGAGUAAGCAUACUGCUCAGGUAGUGUGGGAGUUUUCCUGACAAGUGGUUGAGAACCAGUCAAGAAACGUUAAGACUAUAUAUGGUUUAAGUGUUAGCCAAUUUAGUCAUUUUAGCAUGCCAUAAUGAUGAGUAAUGUAGUUGCACUGGAGAACAAAGUGACAAAUCUUUAUUUAGACAUUUAUUAUGUCCACAGAGUCCAUCAGGAUUUUCCAUAAAUGGCAAAUUGUCAUGAAUUUAUUCUCCCCCCCCCCCUACUGCUGUUAGCUUAUGACAGGGGUGGCAUUUUUCACCCCUGUCAAAGUGCCAUCUGGAGCCACAGUCCACAGGACUAAUGUAUAGGCUGGCCCUGCUGCCUGGGCUCAAGCAGAAUAGCGCAUGAAAAAGGGGAUUGCUAAAAUUCCCAGAUCUUUUGUAUGCCAUAAUUGGAGGAUACUUAAAGAGAUCACCCAAUCUAGGAUCUGAAUUAAGAAUGAACCAUUGCUUCUGAAUCAAGCAUCUAAACUGUUAUGACUGUCUCUGAAAAGUUAAUAACCAGGGGGAUUCUCCCAACAUCUCCUACCUUCCUAUUAGUCCUCAGUGCAGUUUGUGCUAAAUAUGAUUUUAUUGACAUGAAAGAACAGAGCUCAAUGAACAGAAAUAACAAACUGCAGUAAUUGUUAUACAUACAAAUUACAGAUUAGGGAACGGCGUUAUACAUACAUCAUGAAAAGGGCUAGCAGUACAGCAUGAAACCAAUGUUUACUUCUUUGCCCUGUUACAAAAGAUGAGAGCAGAAGACUACGUGAACCUAUAAUUAGACUGCAGAACGCAAUAAAAUCAUAAUACAGAAAGCAAGAUGCUGGUGGAAAAUAUAAGAAAAAGAAAACCAUGAAUAAAGCUGUAAUACACUGCCAAGCAAUAAAUUGUAAAUAUAAGAGACCAAGAGGAAUGGACCGACUGGUAUAUGUGGGGCCUUGCAUACAUUGUGGGUGACUAAUACAUUUGCCAUAAAUUAAAAAGUCUGAAUUAAAAAGAACUUGUUGCUCAGGAGUCCAGAAGACAUGUCUUGUUAGAUCCAAUCUGAGUAUUUAUCAUUUGAACCUCAGAAAAGAAAGUAAAAAAUCUAGUUAGCGCCAGAUAUAGCAUUAAAUGGAUGAGGGAGUAUAUCAAGGCGAGGAAUGAUGCAUAAAUUCCAUAGCAAUUCUCAGUAGCUCAUUGUACAGUGCGGAUAAAAAAAAUUCUAUACCAGCCCCAUAAUGUGCAGAUAUAGAGGCGGAUAAAAAAAAACAAAAAAAAAACACCUUGAAAUUGAAAACUUAAAACUAUAACUCAAAAUGUAAAAGAAAGCACUCAUAGGGCUUCAAAAUAAACAAAAGAACAAUUUUUUUAAGGAGAUGUGCAUUUGCAUAUAGUCAAUGUUUCAGUCCAACUACCAUGACAUAUUAAGAAAAGUUUGGUAAUGGGACUGAAAUGGUGAAUGUAUGCUUUAUUGUCACAAAAAAAUGACAUUAUCUUGUUGAUUUUGAAGUCCUAUCAGUGUGCUCUUCACUUUUGCUGAGAUAAUCAAACUUGAUGAUCUCAGCCAAUCAAAAUCAAAAAGGGAAAUACAGGUCAUUGAAAAAUUGGCUAGGCACCGAGUCCACAGUCCGGUGAGCCACCACAACCCAUAGAGAUGAGCACUACCUCAACAGGCCCCACAUCAAUUUCCCACCUGACAAAGCUUAAUUGUAUGCUGGCAGGACUUGCUGAGUCUCUCCUAGGCUCCUCAAGCAGCCCAACAACAUAAUCGAGGUCCCAAAGCUGGAACAGGCCACAAAUCCUGCCAUUUCCACUUUAAAAAUAUUGCAGUAUCUGCCCCUUUCUUACACAAGAUGCUGCUAAGGAGCUUGUGAAUGUUCUAGCAAUCCCUCACAUUGAUUAGUGUAAUUCUCUCCUAUUGGUCUCCCCAGUAACUGCACUGCCUCUCUACAGUCUGAUUUUUCUCUGCCCUUUCACUUGUCACCCCUCUGUCAAUCCUUACAUUGGCUUCCGGUACCCUAUAGGAGUCAUUUCAAAAUACUAACCUUACCUAUAAAGCUUUAAACUAGGGAUGUGUAUGAUCCAAAAAUUUGGUACGGUCCGGAAAUUCGGGUAAGAAACAAAAUUCGGCACUUCGGCAAUUCUGAAAAUCUGUAGGGCUCCCUAAGCCUACCCCUAACCCUGCCUUAACCCUAGCCCUAACCCUACCCUACUCUAACUCUACCCUAACCUUAACCCUACCCUAAGCCAACUCUACCCUAACCUUAAUCCUACCCUAAGCCAACUCUACCUGAACCCUAACCCUAAGCCAACCUUACCCUAACCCAACCUUAACCCUAAUCUGUGGUGGCCCCUAACCCUACUCUAACCCUACCUUAACCCUAAGCCAACCCUAACCUAACCCUACUAUAACCCUAAUCUGUGGGGCUCCCUAACCCUGACUUAACCCUACCCUAACCCUACCCCAAGCCAUCCCUAACCUAACCCUACCUUAACCAAACCCUAACCUAACCCUACCCCUACCUUAACCCUAAUAUGUGGGGCCCCCUAACUCUACCUUAACCCUACUUUAACCUUAACCCUAGGCCAGCCCUAUCCCUACCUUAACCCUAAUCUCUGGGGCUCCCUAACCCUACCUUAACCCUACCCUAACCCACCCCUACCCUAACUUAACACUAACCCUACCUUAACCCUAACUUUACCAUAACCCUAAGCUAACCCUAACCCUACCUUAACCCUAAUCUGUGGGGCACCCUAACCCUACCUUAACCUUAACCCUAAGCCAACCAUAACCCUAACCUAACCCUACCUUAACCCUAAUCUGUGGGGCUCCUUAACCCUACCUUAGCCCUACCCUAACCCACCCCUACCAUAACCCUAACUUAACCCAACCCUACCGUAACCUAACCCGACCUUAACCCUAAUCUGUGGGGCUUCCCAACCCUACCUUAACCCUAACCCACCCCUACCCUAACCUUAACUUAACCCAACCCUACCCUAACUUAACCUAACCCUACCCCUUAAGCCUAACUAUACCGUAACCCUAAGCCUACCCUUCCCUAACCCUACCUUAACCCUAAGCCAACCCUAACCCUACUAAUAACCAAAGAAAAAAAAGUUACCUGCGCUCUCUCCUUAAUCCCUAUGUAUAUUUAAACAAAUGGAGGUCAUUUAGUUACUUCAAUGGCCACUGGAGGGAAUGCCCGCCUGCCUGCCAACGUCAAGGCAGACCCCCCUAGACUGGUCCUACUCUGACCCUUUCCCUUGCUUCCUUGAGCUUCUGGCAAAAAUAUCUAAUGAGACAGAAAGGGGUAUUUUUUUUAUAUACUCCCCUAUAUACUUGUUAACCCUUAAUAGGGAACACAUGGGAUGGGCGGCAGCAUUGUAACCUAGCUGUGUGAUACAAAAAGUAAUACAAAUGCAAAAAGAGAAGUCCUGCGCCCACUCCCAUCAUUCCUGGGCAGCAGCAAUGACCACAGUACACAUUAGCUAAUACAUAUAGUAAAAACCAAAUUUCCCUUUGACAAGGGAAGUUUUAUUCUGUAAUCCACAUUAAAUGUCAGCUGCCACAACUCCGACCAUUUGUCUAAUUUACCCUAAUCAUUUGUCAUUCAGCUUAUCCCUCCUGAAAUAUCAACCCUGUUGCAAAUCUUAGUAUCAUCAGCAAAAAGACAUACCUUACCAACAAGACCUUCUGCAAUAUCACUAAUAAAAAUAUUAAAGAGAAUGGGCCAAAGUACAGAUCCCUGAGGUACCCCACUGGUAACAAUUGCUUUGAAUGUACGCCAUUGACUAUGGAGCAUAUAACUUAACACAGACAAGUACUUGAUUUGUGGGUGCAAAGAAUUGGAGAUGAAAAUUUAAAUUGCAACAUACAAAUACACAUCCAAAGCAAAAAUAAAAAUGAUCUUUAUUAAACACAAACAAUACAAAUGUAUCACUAGGGGUCAAUAUACAUCCCAAUUGCAAAUCCACACAGGUAAGUAAUGUUAAUAUGUACAAAUGCUUCUUACAUGUUUCACAGUAAGAUAUGCUUACCAUCAGAAUACAAAAUUGUGUGAAAUCACCCCAUACAGUGCAAAACGAACAAAAAACACACAUCUGUAAUGAGUGUUACCUUCUAAUAGGGUCUGACAGGAAAAUUAUAUCAGAAACCACCAAACGUUUCGGCUGAACAAGCCUUUGUCAUUAAUAACUCAGAUGUACUAGUACUACACAUAGGAAGGUCCAAAUGGAAAAAGGCAGUAAACCCGACAUAAACCCUACAUGUCAGGAUCGGCCAUAGUAAAAAAAAAAAACAUAGGCCCAAACAAAAUCAAAUCUUGCGGCGUAAACCAGCAACCUGUUUCCAUAGCAACUGAGUGCCAUUCGUAUGUGCCCCGUGCCCGGCCACACUUUUAAAACUUAUUUAAGUAUAGGAAAACUACUUUUUUUUCCAGCUGGUUUUGCGUAUUACUAAUUUGUAUGAAUUUGUAUAUAGACUGUAUACUGACCCCUAAUGAUAUAUGAACUGAUUGCACGUAAUAAAGAUCAUUCUUAUUGUUGCUAUUGAUGUGCAUUUGGGAUUAUUUGUAUAAUGUAGUAUUACUUCUGGAGCACUAGGGGAAGGGGUCUGUCCCUAAUUCUUUGCACUCACUAAUUUGGCAUUUGUCUGUAUUAAGUUGUGUUCGUCUACAUUGACUAAUUAAAGUUACAGUUAAUUUAAUUACAGUUACAUUUAAUCAUAAUGUUUUCUUGAGGAUUGCUUAGUUAAAUGGGCACCUGUCAUGCGCAUAACAACUUGUGCUCUUCACGUUCUUGCUGACAAUGAGGCCAGUGUGUCUGCAUCGCUCAGGAAGUUUGCCCUGCUUAGGAAAAACUCCCCAAGCAGGACAAGUCAAUAAACACCUUGGGGGGAACGAGGGCAGACCUAGGUUGGUGUUACAGAAUUGUAACCCCCACCUCUAUAAGGAAAAUGUGGAGCUCAAUUAGAGGGUAAGGUAAGUGCCUGAUAGAUUCGCAAUAGAUUUGAAAAUGUUAUGCUAGUAUUUAAAGAAUGCUUAUUUUUAGCAAUCUAUCUUUCAACCACUGAGAAAACAUCCUGUAACAAAGCCUCAUGUUGUGAAAAAUUUGAUUUAAUUGCAUAGAUGAUGGUGUUCUGUAACUUUACUCAAAAUUCACAUUUCGCACAGUCACACUGAGGGAUUGACCAACUCCUAUCAGUAAUGCUAUGGGAAGACAAUAGCCAAAAAAACAAAACAUAUUUUAUUAAUUCACCUAAAUGUUAUCUGCACAUGGCCAUAUAACACAUUGUAAACAACACAAUACAUAACAUGUAUUGAUCCGUUCCAUUUAUAGCUCAGAAAUUAUUGUCCUAACAGCUCUUGUUAUACCUUUCAGAUAUCGAACCAAAACCUGAUCUUGUUUGGCCCUGUGCCGCUGCCAUCACUUGUUCAGCAGUGAGCUCAUGUUUUUACUUAGCACUUGGACUGCAAGAUGGGACUCUUACUAUAUGGGACAUGAAAUAUUCUGGUGAGAUUUAUUCAGACUUUAAGUUGACACAGUACAGUAGAUGUGUGAGUGUGAGUGUGUUGUAAUAAAUCAAGAAUCGCAUUGAAACGAUAAAAAAGGUACAAUGUGUGUGAACCCUUUCUUUCCUUACACAGGUUUCCCAUUAGCAGUUGUUGAUCUUCCAGAAGGAAAGUGUAUAGAUAGCCUGUAUUUCCUAGAAUGCCAUACUGCUAAUAGAGACUCUCCACCUACACCCAGAGCUCAGCUUCUGGUGUGGUGCACAGACAAAUCCCUGUAUCUCUUGACCGGUGCAGAAGGCACAGAAAGCAACAUUGUUCUGAUACGGGAAAGGUGAGUCUUGAUGAUACUUGGUAGUAUUAUAUUCUUACUUUUAAAUGUCCUGGAAUAAUUUCUAAGCCUACUGAACUAUAUUAUUGGUAACAAGGUAGCACAGUAAAUCAGGGGUUUUGAAGCUUUCUUCAAAGGCAAUCACAUGGUCUAGAUAGAAGUUAGGGAUCACUAAUACUGUUCUAGUGGGCAUGAUGAGAAAACAGGUGAUGAGAAGCAUUUCAGUGAAAAAUAAAGAAUGACAUUAUUUUAGAUUCAGAGUUCUGUAAAAUAAAAAUUAGUACUUUGUAUACCAGCUUGAAAUAUAUUUUGUAGAAUGCAAAACAACCUGGACCUAUAAUGGCUUAAUGUGCAUUUAGAGAGUAGUAACUAUAUAUAAUUUAUAUAUUUUGUAUAAAAUUUCAUACAUACACUGUUUUUUCAUAAAGAUAGCAUUGUUUUGGAAAAACGUGUAUAUGCUGCUGUAAAGGAUUCUCCUAUACUCACCUGUGUUUCUUCGGUUAUAUCCUCUCCCUGCUGUUGAACUAAUUUUGGAUGGUUCGUUUAACUCCCAGAAAAAGGAUUUACACUUUUAAAUUGGCACUUCGAAUGCAGUCGAAGUGGCCGCAAUUCGAAAAUCGAACACAUGGCGGCGGCCAUUUUAAUUUAGUCGAACGCGGUCAGCGGUGCGUGCCACUGAAUCUAUGGAACUAAAAGCGGCUAUGCAUUUGCACGAACACCGCAGACUCUUACCUUCUCAGGAACUUCGACACUUCGGCUGGAAUCGAAGUGCGUUUGACAAUUCGAACACACUGUUCGAAUGGGACUUAGACAUUUUUCUGGGUGAAAUUGACCGACCGCACAGCCCAAAUCUAUGGAACUGUUUUGGGCAGGAAAAUGUGCUUGCGGUCGGUCAUAAAGGACUUCCGUCUAACGUUUGAUCUACUGGAUGGAUUUGUCUGAUUUUUGGGUAUGUUGCUCACAUCACCCUCAGCUACACAGGGAUAUGUUUAUGUUGAUACGUUAUGUAGAAAGUAUAUUUUCAAUAAUUGUAAAAAAAUUUAACUUUUCUGGCCAUUAGAUAAUUGAGUUUGAUAAGUGCUCAAACCCAAUUAUCUAGCCUGGCCCAGAGGAGGAGUUAUGUAUUGUAUACACUGAAUGCCUGUUGCUUCCAGUAAAUCAGUCUUGUUCCAGCAUUAAACAUUUGCUCAUGUGUGGAUUAUUUGGCGAUACCAGCGAUAUUUAUUCCUGUGGAUUACUUGGUGAUUUUCUUUUAUGGAAAGAAGGGAAUGCUUGACGGUGAUACAGACGGUGAUACUAACGUCACAGCUGCAUUGGAAUUUCAAUUAAUUUCAAUGAAAUUCCAACACAAUCAAAAAUAUAUCAUAUGACAAAGUAGGGACUCCCAUCCCCCACAAGCGCCAACAUGUAAGCAAGUAUGUCUAUUGUAAAAAAUGCAAAGACCCACAUGUGAUAGUGCUACUUACAACUUUCUCAAUUGUUUAAAAGGAGGUGAGGUUUUACCCCAGAGUGCUAUUGACAGAACCUGUUCAUCUGGCCACUUCCUCCUCCGGACCCUGCUUCAAUGCAGAAGUGAUUGCUAAAGCGCCAGUGAGUAGCAGAGACUGUCAGCUGAUGCUCACCAGUUCCCAUUUAAAAGUUUCCACAAUGAAGCAGACACCAUAGGAGGUGGCAGAGUGGCCAGGACCAUCAAGAAACGUCAGGUGCCCACACAACAGGUUAAUAACAUACAUGUCACCUAUUUUCAGACCUAUAAAAACAGGGACAAACACACAGGUCAUAUAUCACCAACAUGGAUCUAAUUUGUUUGGCAUUAACCUAGCAUUCAUAGCAUAUUUUUCAUAAUAAAAAAGUGAAGCAUGGUUGUAUGUCAAUAAUGAUCUCUAACUGCAUCAUUACCAGUAUAAAAUGGUAAAGAUAUUUUUGGGUUGUGAUUCUAUUGAAAACAAACAUAAAAUACCUACCAAAGUUUACAAACUGCAAUCAAAAACAAAUGCAAGACUGAGGCCACAAUCAGAAUACAACAUAAUAAAAUUGUAGAAAAAGUUUAUUAUUGAAAUUUUAUAAUAAAAUAUAUAUCUAGAAAUGGAUUUAAUUUUCUUGUACCUUAACAUCGUAUCUUAGUGAUUUUCUUAACAAACUCUUAUUUUAUCCAUUUAUUUCUUAAAGCUCCAUUAAUUCUGACACCCAGAUUAGCGCCGUGAUGCCAGUUCAAUCCCUGCCUAAUGCAGUAAGUCCUCUGCAAUUUUAUCUAAAUAAUUUGUUAUUGAUCAAGAUGUCUAACAUUGAUUCACAAAAUCUAUAAAUGUAAAUAACAUUUUUAUUGCUCCCUCCAUUUACAUAGGUACUUUUGUUUUAUCGCAGCGGUAUCGUAGAACUGAUGGAUAUUUCACUGAAAGAAGCAGUUUGUCAAUUCUCUUUACCAUUCUCCCACUGGGUGGCAUUUCCUUGGCAACCUGUGUAUGCAUUUGAUUCGGAGAACCUCUUCCUUUUUCUUAAAGGUGGGACACAUUGAUAUUAUUCAACUCCUGUCUACUCAGACACCUCUCAUUCACGUCAUAACACAUAAAUGUUACAUAGUUACAUAGACUUGCGUCUAUCAAGAUGAGCCUUUCUCGCAUAUGUUUCUGCUGUUGAUCCAAAAUAAAGAAAAACACAGUUUGAAGUGCCUUACAUUUUGCAACAAACUAGGAAUAAAUUCCUUCUCCACUUCUCCUUUAAUGACAAAUGAGACAAAGUAUUACAGAUUUUGUCAGAAACAAUAGGCUGAUUAGGACCCUACUCAAACGAACUUACAAUCUAGAGGAUCUAGAGGUGCGGUAUAAAAAAAACACAACAGUGAGGACAGCACAAGGAAUAGGAGUCAAGUAACAUGGUGGAAAAGUAGCAGACCCACUUAUUAGGUCAAGAGAAUAAUGGCAGUUAUCCUUGGAGUCCAUAGGUUAUUCUGAGUUGGUGUGUUUCUAGUGAGAUUUUAAAGGUUUGGAUACUAGGAGACUUGAUUGUGAGUCUAAUAGGUGGAGACAGGCUGUUCUAUAACAGUGAACCUGCCCGCGAGAAGUUGUGCUAGCAAGAGUUGGCACUAUAGGUACAAGCAGCAGACAGUAGAAAGUAACCAGUAGAGCACAGUGGCUGUGAAGGGGCAUAGCUAUGAAUUAGUUCAGAAAUGUAGCAGAAGUUUUUGAGAGCUCUGUAGGUAAGAGUUAAUAUUUUGAAUUGAAUCCUAUAGGGCACAGGAAGCCAAUGUAAUUGUUUGACAUAGGGCUGACGUAUGAGAGGAGCAGCGAGAGCAAAAAUAAGCCUGGUGGCAGCAUUCAUUAAGGACUGUAGGGAGGCAUUAGGAGACAAUUACAGUAGUCAAUGUGAGAAAUUACAAGAGAAUGAACCAGCUCUUUAGUAGCAUCUUGUGUAAGAAAGAGGCUUAUGUGGGGAAGGUUUUUAAAGGGAAUUGGCAGGAUUUGGUGACAGACUGGAUAUUAGACCUAAAAGUAAGGCGAGAUAGGAAGCUCAGUUUUACACAGGUUGAGGUUUAGAAAGUUGGAGAACCUCCAUUCGGAGAUGGAAUAGAGGCAACCAGAGACUAGUUCUAAGACAGCGGGGGAGAGGUCAGGGGAGGAGAAAUAUAUCUGGGUGCCAUGCAGUUGGUAGCGGAAUCCAAAAUAAUUAAUAGGUUUACCAAGAGAGACAGUAGAGAGAGAACAGAGAGUGUGUAGAGAGAACAGUAUUGUUGGGAGAGAUACAACAAAACUCAAGAAAGGGCUGUGUCAUGAAGGCCAUGGGUGGGAAGAGUUUGGUGAAGUAGAGCACGAUCAACAAGAUCAAAUAGAGCAGGGAGGUCUAGAAGAAUUAGUAUGGGGUACAGGCCUUUGGAUUUAGCAACAAUUAGGUCAUUAGUUUCUUUAGUCAAUGCAGUGUCAGUAGAAAGGUGGGGGGUAUGGUUAUGGAAGGAGUUUAAAUUGUGAAAGCGCGUCAGAUGAUUAUGAAUAUGUCGUUCCAGAAGCUUUGAGGAGAAUUCUCUGAUGCUGCCCCCUAAGAAUCUUCCCAGCAUUCCCUGCCAAUGGGACCACAUGGGUUUUGGCCAGCUGCAAUGAGUGCCUAUAUUCACCCAGCAGGUCCAUAGAGUAAUGUACCGCAGAGACAAUAUACACUCACUGAGAUUCCUUUCAGGACAGAGGACAGUCCAUCCCACAAGAGCAAUCAAUAUAGUAGAAAAUAAGGAACUUUCAGAUAAAAUAAUUAUAAAUUAAAAGAAGCAGUGUUUAUAUCACCCCUUAGGGCAAUAAAAAAGUGCAAAAACUGCAAAGUAGAGGACAAAACAAAGCAACUGGGCUUUUAAUAUUAUAUUUGCAUACCCCUAUAGUAAACAAAUAUCUAUUUGUGAGAUGUCAAAAAUAAAAUUUAAUGUAGACAUCCACACCCAGCAGUCAGCAGAGAGAAAGCAGACAAGGAACACAAAAAGAUGUUUGCCUGGAUAGAAUUACUGAUAGUGACGUUUCCAGCUUUUAUCAUCACCUCCUAAAGAGUUGACUUGGGAUGUUGAGAGGUAUGCAUGCAGCCAUUUCCCUUCCUAAUAAGACAUCACUGUAGAAGACGCUGAUCUUGAGUAUUUUCAACAAACCGUGGCAUUCACAAACAAGUAAUAUUUUUAUUUGGACUUUUUCAUUAGCGUUAUACUGCAUGAAUAAAAGGAUGGCAAAAGCAACAUGACUUUUCAUUAAAUUAUGAAUGAACAUAUAAGGAUUCAAUAACAUACAACCUGUUUAAUCAAAUGCAAUAAAGGAACGUGAUGGAUUGGUUUUCUAUAUUUAUUUAUCAGUCACAUUUGUAUUACAGGAAAUGAGAAAAUGUCCGCAGGGGAGAUUAUGGCAGAAGGAGUUGAAGCUUGUUCUCUCUUUACAUUCAAUCUGAACUCUUUGCAGCUAUUGGAUGCUUUCAAAAAGAUGCAACAUACUUCACUGUCAUUGUCUCAGAACCUACACUGGGAACAAAGGUGUAAAAUCGUGUUACAAAAUAGGUAAGGUUAUUUUUGUUUGGGGUGCAAAUAAUGGUCUGAAAUAAAACACACAAAAAAAUCCCUUAGAGGUCACUGUAAAAACAAGAGAAUCUUUGAAUAAUUACAGAGCUUGUGGUGAAAAUGGAACAAGGGCAGGUGCAAGAAUUUUAUCGACCUAGGCAAUAAUCCAGUUGGCCACGCCACUUGUAUAGAGGGUACUGAAUGCGUUGUGAUGUGUGUGUAGAGUGGUUGUGCAAGUUGAGUAUGACGGAAAGCUGUAUAUGUUGUGUGUGGAGAGGCUGUGCGAGUUGAGUGUGAUGGGAAGCUGUAUGUGUUGUGUAUGGGGAGAGGCUGUGCAAAUUAAAUGUGAUGGUAAACUGUAUGUGUUGUGUGUGGGCAGACGGAAUUUUUUGUGUGGGAGGCCAGGUUGAUGUUGAGUGUGCGCGUGGGCUGACACUGAGUUCUCACACUAUACAGACUACUAGGAUGGACAUCUCUCUCUCCUUUCUUGAAAGAGCUCGAGUUAUGACCAUAAACAGAUCACUCCUGUUAAACCAGGCUGUGAAUAGUCUGAUAGCAGCUGCAGUAUGACUGCUCCCUGUUUACAGAGCAGUUUCACUCAUCCAAAGUGAUAAGAGACUCUGCCACUGAAGAAACAACUACACAUCCCUUAAACUCCUGCUAUACAAGGGGGAUAAAAAGAAUUCUGACACUAGAAUGAAAAGCUCCUGUUGGUAGACCUGACCAUAGCUAAUGAAUUGGGCAUGGGCACAUGUAGUUGAGCACUUGCCUUGAAUUCAGUUCAUCACAUUGAUGAAUAUAUGAAUUUUUACUUUAGUAAAUAAAUUAGCUUACUGACAGACCAUUGUACUAUGUUAUCAUUGAAACUGUCAGGCAAGAUCAUUUCUCAUGCUUCUUCACUGUAAAGGGGUCCCACCGGUGUGUUAGACAUUUAUUUAAAGGGCGAAUGCUGUCACAAUAAUUGGAUAGACAGAGCAGCAAGCAUUCCUGCUCUGACACCUACCCCCAAGAAUAAAGGCUUAAAUGAGAAACUCUUGCACUGGGUUCUGUACUAAUCUUAACGGAACACAGUUUAUUAAAGUGCUUUAUGUGUCUGUCAUAUUUUUCAUACUUUAUGUUCUAAGUGCUGCCGAUUUGCAUAGAAAGCAGCACUUUUAUAUUUGGGGGCAGAAACGCCUCCUUGGUUGUCACUAAAAACAGCCAGAGAGGUUUUUUUUUUCUCUUCUCCUUCUGUUAGCUCUAAAGCGUUUGUAUUGCAGCUCACUGAGAAGCAUUGAAAAGGCACGAUUGUACGUGUGGCUCCAGCACAAAGGCUUCUCAGUGAAAAGCCUCUGACUGGCCAAUUCCCCUGAAUGUCUGUGCUUGGAAAGAGGGUUUGCAUAGGCUACAGAUAGCAGGUCUGCUGCUUUUUUCAAGCUGUGUUUUUUUUUUCAAAAACCACCAAAGAAGACAUGCAUAUUUUCUUUGGGGAUAUAUCUUCUAUAUCAACUAAAUUGUUGAAUAAAUCAGACAAUCAGUCAGUGUUUCUUUAAAUUGGUUCUUUUUGUUCCUUUUACCAGGUUACACAGUUUUCCUGAGAGGAAAAAGAAGAUAGCGGAGUGUUGGUCCAAACUGAAAAAACAGGCCUCACCUUUAAUAUAUUGA